UGUUGGAUGGAUAGAUGUAUACAUGGAUAUAUAGAUCCAUCCAUAUAUGUCGGAUGGAUCUAUGUAGCCAUCCAGCGUAUAUAGAUGUUGGAUGGAUGGAUAUUGGAUGAAUGCAUCCAACAUCUAUUUAUCCAUCCGUCCAUCCAUCCUGUAAAUCUGACCCAGUCUGGAUGAUGGAUAUUCUACUAAUGAUGCUGAAACUGGAUCAGUAAUAUUAUUUUAAUGGUGUUCUCACUAAUGCAGCCAAGUUGUUGCUGCUUUUCUGUUGUUUCCUUUUUUUUAACACGUUUGUGUUUCAUUUGCACUGAUUACAUUAGUAAUGGGGAAAAGCUUUUAAUUAUUAACCGUGCUUUAAUUUUUUUACCUUGCAAAUAAUUUGAUUCAGGGUUUAAUUUGAGCCACAGCAAGUUAUGCAGUGUCUGAAGAAGAUAAGGCCAGAAAGAAACAUGUGACUUAUGGUCACUUAAAGGAGCUGCUGAUUAAUUAGGUCUAUCCGUCUAUGUAAUGAAUGUGCUGCAGGAGCAGUGCUUUAAUAAUUUUAUUACAGAGAAUUAUUACUUCUCCUCAUGUUACUGUAAAAGGCAAAUUACUUCUGCUGGUAUUUAUUUCUUUACAGAUUAAUUUCCCUGUUUCCUAAUUUUAAUCUGUAACAAUUUAGACCAGUUUUCUCCUUGUUCUUCAACAAAAUUAUAUCAGAUUUAAAUGUUUUUUUUUUUUUCCAGUCCCUUAUAUUCAACAUCAUAAUAUCAAAGAUAAGAAAAAAAGCUAAAUGUUAUUCUCUUGCCUCGUUUAUAGCAUCAUUUUGGUCAAAAGCUCCUUUGUUGUUGUUUUUUUUUUUAAUGUCACUGAUGUUAAAGUUUUCCUCUGGGAACCACACAGCUUCUUUGUUCCAACUCUGACUGAAUGUCUGCAGCUGCAGCUUGCUGUUUUUUUUUUUUAAACUGUGCUUUUAUUGUGAAGAGUCUGAGCAGAUGCCCUGGCCGGUUAGAGCACAGCCUCGUCUUUUCUACUCAUCGUCUGUCACUCAUCCACUGCUCUUCUCUCAGUCCACCACUUCGUUCAGUGAAUCAGGAGCUUCCCUUCACCGGCCGCGCCCUCCGACUAAAAGGGAUAUUGAGUUUAGUGAGGAUGAAGAGGGGGAGUAUGAGGAAGAGGAGGAGGAAGAAGAGGAGGAGCUGGAAGUUAAAAGGGGGAAGAAACCAGUAGCUCUUCCCAAGACUAGACAAAAUAUGAGCAGUGAUGAAGAGGAAGAGGAGGAAGAGGAAGAAGAGGAAGAAGAAAAAGAAGAAGAUAAUUAUGUCGAAGAAGAGGAGGAGGAUGACGAGGAAGAGGAUGAAAAUAAGAAGUUCAAAAUGAAAAAAAUGACAUCUGAAGAGCAAAAGCUAGAAAAGAUCAGAGCUGUGCCGACUAAACCAUCAGGAGUGAAAACAGAAGAGAGAAAAGUUGAGUCUAAAGGGAGGAGAGCCAAGGAGAAGGUACCUGGAGGCCAGUGGUUGUUUGAUGAUCCUCUCAUCUCGUAACUCUAGUCGACAGCAGAACUGUAGCGCUGGACGUGUGUGUGUUGUUAGUGAUUUGUUGUUGGUGUGUAGGUUGUGUGUUGUGCAGUAACAGAUGCAGUGUGUGGUCUGUUGUAGGUGAAGCAUGAGAUGUUUCCACCCUAUGAAAACCUCUGUUUAGAAAAAUGUUUCAACUUUAUCAUAUGUGUUUUACUUCAAACUGAAAGCAACAAUUCUCUAAUUAUUGCAAAAUGACAUUCAUGUUAAUUCAACUGUUUAUAACAUUUCUUUAUCGUGUCAGUCUAUGGCCCAAAACUCACAACUUGACUUUUCACGCUGCGACCAGACAUUUUCUUCAGCAUAAACAGAAACUCAAAGCUGCUCAAACACCAUUUCUGUUUUACUCUUUCACUUUUUUCACAUCCUACUACU
Messenger RNA from Poecilia latipinna (sailfin molly), 1928 nucleotides. RefSeq names its product histone H3.v1-like. Bases 972 to 1520 code for a protein of 182 amino acids. The transcript has 2 exons. The record is from RefSeq and is a predicted model, not a curated record. Lineage: Eukaryota; Metazoa; Chordata; Actinopteri; Cyprinodontiformes; Poeciliidae.